AUGCAUUCGAGAAGGUUUGAAGUUGAGAAGGGUUUCACAGUCCCCCAAUUUCACUAUUUGAAGCUCCGAAAUCGUUGGCGAAGUAAGGUGGCUUCUACUUUUGGAACUAAGAAGCGUAAAGGGCCUAAGCUCCGUGAGAAGACAUUCCUUCCAGACUCUGACUCUGAUGAUGAUGUAUUUGACUUUAGCUUCUUGGAUUUUUCUGAAGAAACUUUCAAAGCCCCCUCAAAACUAGGUGAUGAUCAUUUUCUUAACUUAUUGUGUGACGAAAACAUAUUAAGGAGGAGUAUUUAUGGAAUGGUAGAUGAUGGAGACAUUUCUGGUGUCCAACAAAAUGACCAUUCCCACUUUGAUGAGGACGAUGAAGAUGUUGGUGUGGACUAUAGGGUGCAUGAUCCCAAUGUUGACUGGAAAAAGAUGAGUCCCCGAUUAGGAGACUGUUAUGAAUCCCCUGCUCAACUCAGGAAUUAUCAUUUUGGUUCCCUAGUUACUAGCAAUUGGUUAGCCAAACACUACAUGAAAGAUGUAAUCAUGAAGCCCAAGAUGACAUUGCUAGAGAUGCAAGCAGAUGUGCUACAAAGGUUUUCAGUGAGUGUAUAUGUUGGGCAAUGUCACAGAGCAAGGGCUACUAUAAUGGGCAUGAUAGAAGGGAAGUUAGAAGACCACUAUGCCAAGGUUUAG
Molecule: messenger RNA, 681 nt
Organism: Lactuca virosa
Lineage: Eukaryota; Viridiplantae; Streptophyta; Magnoliopsida; Asterales; Asteraceae
Source: the annotation of a GenBank genome assembly